AUGUUUAAAUAUUCGGAAUUGCUAAAUUUCAUGAUGGAAUAUUAUCAUCACUAUCAACAGAUUAAAUGGAGAUUAAUUGCAAGUUCUCUGGGAGGCAUGAUUGGAACGAGAUUUGCUGAGCUUCACCCAGAAAGAGUUGAUUCUCUCAUUCUCCUUGCCCCAGCUUUUAAUACUGAAAGUAGAUGGAGAAGUAUUUUGGAUAUUGAAGAGUGGGAAAGAAAUGGAACGAGAGAAAUUUAUAAUUACAAACUUGGAUCUGUGAAACAUGUGAAAUUUGACAUUUUUAAAGAUUUAGUUAAUCAUCCAGCAUUUCCCAUUCCAAAUUGUGUAUUAAAUCAGGAAGGGAAGGGUAUUAAAUUGUUUAUUAUACAUGGAGAACAAGAUGAUGUUGUGAAAAUUGGCACAACUGAUCUGUUUUUGGAAAGAUUAGUGGAAUUGAACUUUGAUUUGGAGAGAAAUGUUAAAGUUUUCAGAGUUCCAGAUGGACAUGAACUUGUGAGUGAGGAAACUUUGAAUUUGAUUGAAAAGUUGGUGUUGGAUAAUUUACUAUUGUAA
This is a messenger RNA of Naegleria gruberi, 555 nucleotides long. RefSeq lists its product as uncharacterized. The record is from RefSeq and is a predicted model, not a curated record. The transcript has a single exon. Bases 1 to 555 code for a protein of 184 amino acids. NCBI's taxonomy places the organism in Eukaryota, Heterolobosea, Eutetramitea, Acrasida, Naegleriidae.